GAACUCAGGAGGAAAAAGAAAGGUCGGGUGUUUUCAUAUCGCGGAGGCUGCUGGCGCCGUCUCUUUCUCUCUCCCACCUCACCUGCUCCCGCGGCAGUUGCCAAGUCGACGUCCCUGCCUCCUCUCUCUCUCUCUCUUUCUCUCUCUCUGUUGUGGCAGGAGUUGCGGCUUCUCGAGCUCGAAGGAAGCGGAGGGAGGCGGGGAAAUGGAGAGGGAGUCCGGCGAGCAAGGCGUCACCCGCGUCCUCUUCUGCGGGCCCCACUUCCCGGCCUCUCAAGAUUACACCAGGGAGUACUUGAGUCAGUACCCAUUUAUCCAGGUCGAUGAGGCGGCCCUUGAUGAUGUGCCUCGUGUUAUCGGAAACUACCAUCUUUGUGUGGUAAAAAACAAGCGCUUUGACUCGGAUAUCAUAGCUCAAGCGAAACAAAUGAAGCUUCUUAUGCAAUUUGGUGUUGGUCUGGAAGGUGUUGAUAUUGACGCUGCCACCAAAAAUGGAAUAAAAGUUGCCAGAAUUCCAAGUGACGUCACGGGAAAUGCAGCGUCAUGUGCAGAAAUGGCGAUUUAUCUGAUGCUGGGUUUACUCCGAAAGCAGAAUGAGAUACAAACUUCUGUAAAUCAGAGAAAACUUGGGGAGCCAGUUGGUGAAACUCUAUUUGGAAAAACCGUAUUGAUCGUGGGGUAUGGAAAUAUUGGAAUUGACUUGGCUAAGCGCUUACGACCUUUUGGGGUAAAAAUAAUUGCCACAAGGAGGAGCUGGUGCUUAAAUUCAGAAGCUCCUCUCCAGUCGAAUGCAGGCCUUGACCAAAAUGGCAUGAGUGACAGUCUGGUUGAUGUGAAGGGAAGUCAUAACGACAUUUGCAACUUUGCUGGUGAGGCGGACAUAGUUGUCUGUUGCUUGUCUUUAAACAAAGAUACAGCUGGCAUCAUCAAUGACUCAUUUCUAUCUUCAAUGAGAAAGGGAGCCCUUUUAAUAAAUAUUGCUCGAGGGGGUCUCCUGGAUUACGAGGCUGUUGCUCGUCACCUGGAGUGUGGUCACUUGGGAGGCUUGGGCACCGAUGUGGCUUGGACAGAACCAUUUGAUCCGAAUGAUAAAAUCUUGAAAUACAAAAACGUUCUUUUAACUCCUCAUGUUGCUGGGGUCACCGAACAUUCUUAUAGAUCCAUGGCUAAGGUCGUUGGCGAUGCAGCUCUUCAACUUCAUGCUGGGACAUCUUUGACAGGGGUAGAGUUUGUCAACUGACUAAAGUUGAAAAGCCAAUUCAGGAGGAGCAUAUCUUUGGAUUACUUACCAAAUCACAUGCUCAUAUGGUAGAUUACAUUUCGCAUGUUGAUCUUUCUGAUGAUUCGAGACGCUAGCACAACUUAUCUCAGGCUAGGAGAUGCACCGAGCCGAGUAUAAGGGGCGUAUGCAUCCUUGGUCCCAACACCUCAGAGGCCAACACCUCAGAGGUGGGAGUCGAACCUGGCCUGGAGGCCGAGGUGCAGCGGUCAAUGUUACUGGAAAGUCAUUACAUAGCAGAUGGCGUAGAAUAAACGUGUGCUCUUAACUUAAUUGGAGAUAAGUCUCAGACAAGUAUCUGUUUAGUCAAUCCUUUGUGAGAUUUCUAUUUUGGUUUAGUCUUUAAAUGAUGUCAAACGUGAUCCAAUCUGGGUACCUCAAUUUAGAUGACGAUGCUGAGACACGGGAUCACCCGCUCCGUGAUGA
This is a messenger RNA of Eucalyptus grandis, 1705 nucleotides long. Its product is annotated as hydroxypyruvate reductase. Gene Ontology annotation, molecular function: phosphoglycerate dehydrogenase activity; NAD binding. The transcript has 9 exons. The record is from RefSeq and is a predicted model, not a curated record. Lineage: Eukaryota; Viridiplantae; Streptophyta; Magnoliopsida; Myrtales; Myrtaceae. The coding region runs from base 206 to 1240 and encodes 344 amino acids.